Messenger RNA from Peromyscus eremicus (cactus mouse), 3191 nucleotides. RefSeq names its product glucosamine-6-phosphate deaminase 1 (gene Gnpda1). NCBI's taxonomy places the organism in Eukaryota, Metazoa, Chordata, Mammalia, Rodentia, Cricetidae. Gene Ontology annotation, biological process: carbohydrate metabolic process; D-glucosamine catabolic process; N-acetylglucosamine catabolic process. Gene Ontology annotation, cellular component: cytoplasm. Gene Ontology annotation, molecular function: glucosamine-6-phosphate deaminase activity; identical protein binding. The coding region runs from base 261 to 1130 and encodes 289 amino acids. The transcript has 7 exons. The record is from RefSeq and is a predicted model, not a curated record.
CGGGUCACUGGCCGGGCCCGAGGGGCAGCCCGAGCGCAGUCUGGGUGGGGGACGCUGAACCCCGGGGACGGACGGCAAACCACUAGCCCUCCUGCCGCAGGGUUACCUGUAUCCCUUGAUACUUGGGGGAGAGCUAAGGACCCUGGAAGCACCCCACCCCUCUCCAGCACUCGCCGCCUCCUCCUCUAGUACCCCAAGGGGACCCCGCGGCACCUCUGGGAGCGAAGGGAGCCUGAGGCAGAGGACCCGGCCGGGACGAGAUGAAGCUCAUUAUCCUGGAACACUAUUCACAGGCCAGUGAGUGGGCGGCCAAGUACAUUAGGAACCGCAUCAUCCAGUUUAAUCCAGGGCCUGACAAGUACUUCACCUUGGGGCUCCCCACCGGGAGCACACCACUUGGCUGCUACCAGAAGCUGAUUGAAUACUAUAAGAAUGGGGAUCUUUCCUUUAAAUAUGUGAAAACCUUCAACAUGGACGAGUAUGUGGGUCUUCCUCGAGAGCACCCAGAGAGCUAUCACUCCUUCAUGUGGAAUAAUUUCUUCAAGCACAUUGACAUCCACCCUGAAAACACCCACAUUCUGGAUGGGAAUGCGGCUGACCUGCAGGCUGAGUGUGACGCCUUUGAGGACAAGAUCCAGGCUGCAGGCGGGAUCGAACUCUUUGUUGGAGGCAUUGGCCCCGACGGACACAUUGCUUUCAAUGAGCCAGGCUCCAGUCUGGUGUCCAGGACCCGUGUGAAGACUCUGGCCAUGGACACCAUCCUGGCCAAUGCUAGAUUCUUUGACGGUGAUCUUGCCAAGGUGCCCACCAUGGCCCUGACGGUGGGUGUAGGCACUGUGAUGAAUGCUAGAGAGGUGAUGAUCCUCAUCACAGGUGCUCACAAGGCUUUUGCUCUGUACAAGGCCAUUGAGGAGGGCGUGAACCAUAUGUGGACCGUGUCUGCCUUCCAGCAGCAUCCCCGAACCGUGUUUGUGUGUGAUGAGGAUGCCACCUUGGAGCUGAAAGUGAAGACGGUUAAGUAUUUCAAAGGUUUAAUGCUUGUUCAUAACAAGUUGGUGGACCCCCUGUACAGUAUCAAGGAGAAGGAAAUUCAGAAAAGCCAGGCUGCUAAGAAGCCAUACAGCGACUAGCUUGUGCCAAGUCACUGAGUACAUCUGUGGGAGACAAGCAGGUCUUUCUGGAAAUUGUAAGAGAGUAGAAUUAACUUGUUUCAGUCUGUAUGGUUGCUGCAGAUCCUUGGCUAGGCCCAUACUGGCUGGGAGUUUAGCUAUGGGGAACAUGGUAGCCUAAGUUUCUCUGGUCCCGCCUGGCCCCACAGUCCUGCAGCCACUUAUAAAAUAAUUGUUCAGAGGCUUAAUAUUAAUUGCGAAUUACAUGGCCUACAGGUCAGGCUUCUUGCUAGCUAGCUCUUAUAACUUAAUUCAACCCAUUUCUGUUAAUCUCUAUGUUGCCACGUGGCCAUGGAGUUACCGGUCUGCUGGCAUCUUGUUCCCCCUUCGUUGGCAUGCUGGCAUCUCCUAGACUCCACCCUUCUUCUCUCGGCUUCAGUUUGAAUGUACUGCCUCACCUUAUCCUGCCCUGCCUCACCUUAUCCUGCCCUGCCUCACCUUAUCCUGCCCUGCCUCACCUUAUCCUGCCCUGCCUCACCUUAUCCUGCCCUGCCUCUGGGCCUAGAGUCUCCCAGUCACUUUUCCCUGUGUCCUGUAGAAUGUCCAGCAGUCUCUGUGGAGCAGAAACCUGAAGGACCAUUUCACCUUGUUUUGGCAAAAUUCAGUGAUCAUUUGCCUAUGCGCCCUGUAUGUCCAGUUUAUACAACAUAUUAUCAAGCAGUCCAGGCAGGAGCGGUUUCUUGGCCAUAAAAAAAGCAAACUCCAUGUGGAGUUUCUUCAAUGCCCAUCAUCCUCUUUGAAGCAAUUGGUGCUGUCAGGAGCAGACAUGUCUCAUUGUCCAGAGAAGUCUAAGUUUUUAAAACGUAUAACUUUCACCCUUCUUUUGCAGUACUGGGGUUUGAACCCAGGCCCUUACACAUGCCAGACAAGUGCUCGACUAACCGGGCUAUGUCCCCAAGGUUCUGCCCCUUUUAUGAUUUUUUUGUAACAAUAGAGAUCUCCAUCACUGGCUGUCAUUAUACCCAAGUGAGGACUCUGAGCUCUCCUUCUGGCCCUACACACAUGGCCAACACACUCCAUCAAGAAAUCCUGUCUGUGUGUGCGCUUGCUCUUGAGUGGGCAGGGCUUUAUUAGGGCGUGUGCACUUUGGACACAACCCUUCUGGGGUCCUGAGACCCCCCUCUUCUGCAGGCCAGCCCAUUGAGAAUCUUUGUUCGAAAGAACACAACUUCCAGAAUUAAGCACAAGGAAGCACCCCUUCCUGUAGGAACCAAGUACCUCAGGGAGAAGCCUAGCCCUUGCUCCCCUUCCCUGGACCUCUUUUCCUGCUGUCAACAGGUAGCUUUCUGUAAACAGACUUUCUGGGUAGGUUUGGGCAUGGAGGGCGCUAAAGUGGCUUUCACGGAUAAACUCAAAGCUUCCAAAGUCCAGCCAUGUCUUGUUCUCUCUCAAGAUUUCAACAGGAGAAAGGUAGAAGCCCUUUCCCCACCAGAGCUGUGUUUUUCUCAAAGGAUUCUUACACACUCCCUAGUAAGGAGGUCCACUUGGGUGGUAAACACGGUCGUGAUUUCAGUGUUAUUUACCCAAGAUGGAGAGCUGGCACCUGCACAUACGUGUCCUGUGCUCUCCUGCUUCCUCAGAGCUGAGUAACAAGAUGAUACACACGCUAGUACUGUCUCCUCUAAAUCACCCUGUCAUUCCCACCUCUCAGGUUUUCGAGGUAUCCCCGAUGAUCUCAGAGCAUCAGAGAUAAAACCCUUCGCCCACUUGUCCUUCAAGCCCCCUUCCCAGGCUUCUCUGCUCAGCCUGUGUUUAUAUUCUCCAGCCUCUGUGGAGUUGCCGCUGCCUCCUUCUCUGUCUUUGUGCCUGUCUGAAGCAACGGUUGCCUGUUCCCAGAAGAGGUUUUUGAGAUCCUGGCCCAGGCCCCUCUAGGAGUACUGUGUUUAGUACCAGCAUUUUGUUUAGUUUUUAUAUGUGAUUGUGCUGUUAUUUUUUGUUAAGCUAAUGGAUCAAUAGAUUUGUUUACAAUGUGAUAUUUUCUAUUAAAUCUAAUAUUUUCCAAUAAAUUAUGUCAUUUGUGAA